UAUUUAGCAAUACAGCAAUAAUAAACAAGUUUAUUUACUUAAUAUUUAAUUAAAAAAUUGAGAAUGUAACCUUGUUACCAAUUGUAACCGAUUGAGGCAUAACGUAACUUUAAAAUGUUAUACUAUAACAUUUUUGUGCUAUAGCAUUAAUGUGUUUAAUGCUAUAGUAUCAAUUUCAUAUAACUUAUAGGGAAUGUGUAUUUAAAAUCAAUAUCAUAUAACUUAUAGAGAAUGUGUAUUUUUUUUUAGCUUUUAGCAAAGAAUGUGUUUCUUAACGUUGUUAUUUUUCAUUGAAUUUCUAAAGGUACAAUAUGAACAAUAUACUGGAGACAUGUUUGAAUGAAUUAAAGAUAAUGACAACAACAGAUGCAUACAAAGAAACGAUACAUAUGCUUUAUUUGUACAUUGACAACAUAUUCAAGAACAAGGACUGUGAAAAGUAUAGAAAAAUCAGAAUAGGCAAUGAAAAGUUUCAUCAAAAAGUGUGGCGUUUUGAACCCUGCAGGUUGUUGUUGGAAUUAUGUGGGUUUGAACAGGGCAAUGAAUUUCUUACUUUAUCUGUAAAUGGAGAUAUCAGCAAAGUGCACAGUAUUUUAUUGAAAGAAGCAAUGGAAUUAAACAUACUUGAACCAAAAGUCCAUCCACCUUUAAGUGAUAAGACUCUAACAAUUAGAACCAAAGAUAGUGGUAUCUUUGAAGGUGAAAUAAAUAAAAUAAAGCCUGAUUUGACUCUACUUUCUUACCUGGUUGAAAUGGGUUACUCAAAUAGUGUGGCUGUACAAAGUUUAAUUGCAACUAAAAACAUUGGUGUUCAACCUGCAAUGGACUGGAUAGAAUUGCAUCCUGAAUGCAAGAUUAACAAACCUAUGCAACAUGAGGAACACAUAAAUAAAACCUCUAGUUAUUCCUCUGAGGUAGUGCAACCUUAUCAAGAUGUUAUGAGUUCUCGAUACACUAAAAGUCUUGACGAGAAGCAUAAAUUUCAAGAGAAGCAACGCUUAGAGAUGAUAAAGCGAUCCAAAUUGGAAAAAGAAGAAGAAAUUAGAGUAAAACACAACUUGAUGAUGAAUAUUGAGUCAGAGAAGAAGGAAAAGAGGAUAAAAUACGAGGAAGAAAAGAGGUUGCGUCAUUUUGAUGAAGCUAAGCAACAGAAUGCAGAACAAAUUCAUACAUCAAAAAGUGGUUCAACUGAUAGCAUAAUGCUUCGAAUAAAACUUCCUAAUACAAUAGUCCUCGAUUGGGAAACAAACAGGUUUACAUCUCUAAAUACUCUCUACGAGUAUGUGAGUACCAAAUCUAAAUUAUGUGUGCAUGAUUUUGAAGUUGUAAUCCCUUAUCCUCAUAAAGUGUUGGAGAAUUCUCAUGAGAUAAAUUUGGAACAAGAAGGACUAUAUCCCAAUGGUAUCGUAGUGGUUCAGAUGAUCGCAAGAAUUGGAGCUGCAACUGACCAUAACAAAACUAUUUAAGAAAAAAAAUAUUGUUUUUUAUUAUGUCUCUUUUUGUAUUGUAGUAUUUAUUUUGUAAAUGUUUUUCUUUGUAGUAUGUCUUAAUUUUAUUGGUUUAUAUGUUUAUAACAAGAUUACAAUAUAACAUGUAUUUUUUUUUUAUUCGAAUAGCUUGAUUAAUUUCUUGUUAAAAACUUUUGAUAAUUUAUUUACCACUGGCAGUUAUUAGUUAAUUACGUUUUAUUUAA
This is a messenger RNA of Hydra vulgaris (swiftwater hydra), 1693 nucleotides long. Its product is annotated as UBX domain-containing protein 1. The record is from RefSeq and is a predicted model, not a curated record. Gene Ontology annotation, molecular function: protein binding. NCBI's taxonomy places the organism in Eukaryota, Metazoa, Cnidaria, Hydrozoa, Anthoathecata, Hydridae.